Messenger RNA from Capsella rubella, 1851 nucleotides. RefSeq lists its product as uncharacterized. NCBI's taxonomy places the organism in Eukaryota, Viridiplantae, Streptophyta, Magnoliopsida, Brassicales, Brassicaceae. The record is from RefSeq and is a predicted model, not a curated record.
AUGGAAGAUUUUGCAACAAAUCUCUCCAUCAAAGCCAAUGAGAUUCUCACGACUUCAAGCCACGAAGGUUUAGUGACGCUCGUCAAUAACCUCUAUACACGUCGAGACACCGAAGAGUACAUAAAAGCUCGUACCCUCUACGACUUCUGCAUCUCUAAUUUCCCAAACUGCUUAAUCAUAAAGCUUCUCAAGAUCUAUAGAUUCUCUUCAGACGAACUCGUGAGACUCCGAACGAUCUCUUACCUCUCUGAAACCCUCACUGAGUUAAGAGACCGUAGCUUCAAGAUCUCUGGCCUCGUUCUUGACGAGAUCAAACCACUUCUGAUUUCUUGCUUGACAGUUCAAAACCCUAGAAGGUUUGAUACUGACUUCUUGAGAAUCAUUGUCUUCGUUGCUUAUAACGUUAUGAUCUCUGGUAAUGAUGGAUGGGAAGAGUUAAGUGAUUAUAUACUCUUACUUGUGGAACAAGAUAAGAUUAGGGCUUUUAGUUACUUUGUCGAGUUGCCUUACAGGGAAUUCAUUAACCCUUUCUUGCAUAAGUUCCGUGAGGAAGUGUACAAGGUUUUGCUUCAUCCUGAGAAAGAUAGAGAAGGAGAUUGGAUUUUGGCUUUGACAGCUGCUGUUAAAAUAGGGAUCUAUGGUAUGGAUACCGAGAUGAGAGUCGAUCUGACAAGAGAGAUACUUCAAAAUGUUCUGAAAUCUGCUACUGACGUUGUGUGGAUGGGGAUGGAAAGAGAGUUUCUUAUAGGAGGGAUUCAGUAUCUCGAGAGCUUCCUUGCGAAAGACGCUAAAUGGUACAAAUGGAGUACUAAACAAUGCGGCUUCGUGGCAGCGUUUGCUUACGCGAUCUCUGGAGUUGGGAAGAAUACCAAGGAAGCUGCCAAGGAACUCUUUGUAAUGGUUACGAAAUUGGACAAGUAUGUUCCCAAUUCUUCCUUGAAACUCGACCUUUUUCACGAUAGCGGAGUAGAAUAUGACCGUGAAUUGUACUACCAGUUUUGGAGAUGUACUCCGAUGGAAGUCUUGAGUUCCUUUGCAACAUCUGGUUCUGAUUACAAGUCCAAAGAGAUAGCUAUCAGACGACUCUUCCAUGCACUUUGUGAUCACAAGUCAAACCAAUGGGAAAUAAACGUUUCAGAGAUCAGAGAUCUUCAGCCAUUGCUUAUCAAAUGCCUAAAGGAAGAAGGGAUGCCAGAGAACAUAUAUAGGGUUCUUGGUCAGGUAGUGUUCCUUGUUGCACAAGAAAUGUUCAACUACGAAAAGGAUCCAUGGUUUGAUCUAUGGGACUACAUUGCAUCAGAAAGCAAAGAAGAGUUCAAGAAAGCUGUUUAUAUCUUCCAAUGUUUAACAAUGCAGCUUGAGUUUAAAGACUUAGUGGUUCCUGCAAUAGCUAAUCUUCUUCCAGAGAUUCACAGAUGGCUAGAUCCACCAAAAGAGUUGUUAUUUGAUAACAGUAGCUGGGUCUUGACGUUUACAGGUGCCUACUGUUCAGCUAUUCACUUGCUAGAGAUCAAAAGUCACGCUGGAUACGUUAAGGAGAUUGCUCAUAAGAUGAUAGAUUCUGUGAAAGAGCUUGUGGAUAGAGGUAUGGAAGUUGGGCUUGUGAGGAGAGCUUUCAGAGAUCUUGAAACCAUUGUGAAGAAACAAUGGGAUUGGUACAUGACUUGUGAGUACAGAUUCCUUAAGGGUUUGCUUCGGAGGCUAUACAUAAUCAAUGGCAUGGAAAUGGAAAGUAAAGUUGUGUUGUGGAGAAUUAAUGUUAAGAUCGAUAGGUCAGUGGAUAACAAUUUUAAAGUGUUUCCAAAGAGUGAGUUUGAUUGGUUGAACCAACCUGAGCCUUUGGCAAAUUGA